AUGUCUGUUCAGCAACCACCAUCCAAGUCUGAAACACAACAAACACAGGCCAUGCCUGUAGCUCAACCCACUGAUAUGUAUAUUCAGCCAUAUUUGAAGAAAUUGAUACCUGAAUUAGAUGGUUUGAGAAAACUUCAAGAGGCCGAACAAAGAAUUGAUCUAUAUCUGAGUCGUAAGAAGAUUGACCUCCAUCAGAAUAUUACUCAAUGGACGCAUUCAAAGUUCUCUGAUCCUGAGAAAAAUGAGGUAGUUCGGGUUUUCGUGUCAAAUACUUCUGAGAACCAACCAUGGCAAACUAAUGACGAUACGAUGCAACUCGACCAGGCGUCGUGGACUUUGAGGAUUGAGGGUAGAGUGCUGAGCGAUGAAAAACCAGAUGAUCCUAAAAGACCUAAGUUUUCGUCUUUUAUUGAGAGUAUUGCAAUCGAUUUCAAGCCCGAUAACCAAGGACAGGGAAAUGACGAAGACGAUGAUAACGAAACGGAUGAUCAAACCACAGAAGGACCGGUGGCAAAGAAACCUAAAACUGAAGAUACACAGAAUGUCUUUGAGUGGCACGCUGAUCCUAAUGCGGCUGUCGAAUUCGACGGGAUAGAUGUUACUCGUAAGGGUACUGAAAACGUCAACUGCACCAUCACACUACAGCCAAAAGGAUACACCGGUGAAUACCUUCAGUUUUCGCCUGGAUUGGCAUGCAUCAUAGGUAUUUCUAAGGGGACAUUGCAUGAGGCUAUCUAUUCGCUUUACAAGUACAUAUUGCUGAACGACUUGUUGACAGACAAUGAUGAAACUGUGGCUAAAGAGUCCACUAACGGAGAAAAAGUAUUAGUGAAGCUGGACUCUUCUUUGGCAAAACUAUUAACUAAUGUGCAGCUUUCAGCUGGUAAAACUACCUUAAAGCUAUCUGAACUCCCUGGCUUGGUUAAGAACCACGUUAAGCCAAUCCCCCCAAUUAAGUUCAAUUACGUUGUCCGCGUGGACGAAUCUUCCACAUUGGGUGACUUUGUAUUUGAUAUGGAAGUUCCUAAACCAAGUUCGCCAUCUGCUCCAGCGGAUAAUUUGUCCAAGAACGAACUACUACUAUUAAACGAAUAUAACACAUUAUCCACAGCGAUCGAACCUCAAAUACAGGAUCUCAACAAAAAGACGCAACUUCUCAAACUACAACUAAACUCAAGUGCCAAAAAAUACCAGUUCUUCAACAGACUAGCAUCGGACCCUGUACCACUAUUGCAAGACUACAUGGAGUCCUCCUCCCAGGCUCUUAAGGUGCUAUCAGGUGAUGCGGGCUUCAACGAAGAUUCCGUUAGAAGAGCAGAAUUCUACAAGGAAAAUGAGUCGAUACUUUUUGAAAAUAUCAGCGCUCUCUUAGCCACCGGAAGAAUGAAGUAG
Messenger RNA from Kluyveromyces marxianus DMKU3-1042, 1392 nucleotides. RefSeq names its product Rsc6p (gene RSC6). NCBI's taxonomy places the organism in Eukaryota, Fungi, Ascomycota, Saccharomycetes, Saccharomycetales, Saccharomycetaceae. Gene Ontology annotation, biological process: regulation of transcription by RNA polymerase II. The record is from RefSeq and is a predicted model, not a curated record. Gene Ontology annotation, cellular component: SWI/SNF complex; nucleus. The coding region runs from base 1 to 1392 and encodes 463 amino acids. The transcript has a single exon.